Messenger RNA from Porites lobata, 10962 nucleotides. The record is from the annotation of a GenBank genome assembly. Lineage: Eukaryota; Metazoa; Cnidaria; Anthozoa; Scleractinia; Poritidae.
AACUUUAUUCUUUUUCUGUUACUAGCUUUUGGUCCGGAAGACUGGAAUAAGGUCUCUCAAGUUUGCUCUAAGAAGGCCCAGUCUCCCAUAAAUAUUGCGACAAGCACAGUUGUGAAGAAUCCAUUUCUCAAUGAGCUCAGCUUUACUUGCGACAACAAGAAUGGAAAAGUAAGCGGAUUACUGACCAAUAAUGGUCACGCCCCUACGUUUGCUAUCGACAAGGACAACGGCACGGCAUCACUGACAGGGGGUCCCCUGGGCGAUAGUGUGUUUAAGCUUGAGCAACUUCACUUUCACUUUGGCUGUGAAAACGACCAAGGAUCUGAGCACACUGUGGAUGGUCGGGCGUAUUCAGGAGAGGUGAGGAUACUAACGACUGGAAUUGAGAAGUCGCUUGUAAGAUUGUAAGAAACACCAAGCUUUAAUUAUCGGUCAAACUGACCACAAAAUCUUUUUUCCAGUGAAAUGCGAGUUAAAUAUUUUCUGAAUGACUAUAGAUAAUAGACUUAAUUUUGACAACCACAUAUCUACUGUUUGUAAUAAUCAAUUUAAUGUAAUGUUACGGUUCCGCAAUAUCAUCUUUAAGGACACGAUGCUCAAGUUGUACAAAGCAUUCAUUCUGCCACACUUUUAUUAUUGUUCUUCAGUGUUGCAUUUUUGUGGAACACGCAACAGUGAAAAGCUGGAGGCAGUUCAGUACACCACUUUGCUUAACAAUGUUGAGAUGACUUUGUAUAACAAGCGCAUUGAGGAUUUCUAAAUAUUGAUAUGUUUACUGUUCGCCAUACAACCUAUAAUUUGUGCGGUACCCAUAUGUUGACUAUAAGCAAGCCUAAAACAACAACCUAUGGACUACACUCUUUUUCUUAUUUUUCCGUCCAGCGAUGGAACGAUCUUCCCUACGAAUUAACAAACAGUACUUUUAAUGAUUUUAAGCGACGUGUGCUCAAUACGUCUCAAUACGUUUGAUUAGUUUUCACUAAUUUUUGUCUUAUUUCGUGUGAGUAUUUUUUGUUUUAGAUAUCAUAAUUUGUUUCUCGAAGAUGUUAGCUAUACAGUGUAGCUAUACUCUAAAAUUCGAGUUAAAAUAAAGGCUAUGUAUGUAUGUAUGUAUGUAUUGUAAGCUUGCUGGAUAUCACAGAUCUAGACUACCUGGUCAUAAAAACAGUUUUUUUAAAUUAGUUGUCGUUUCCUUGUAUAUUCUAGUGCUCUCAACUAAAAUAUUAAAACAGUAUUGAUAGUCAAACCCUUACUCAAGGUUCGUGCUCGUUCACAGGGUUCUACGCGUCUUGAAAACCGUUGAAUUUUUAGAGUCCUUUUUCAAGGGCUUGGAAGUCCUUGAAUUCUCUUGCAUUCAUUUUGGUCCUUAUAAGCCAAAUACCAGUUUGAAGCCAACAGAAUUAAAACCGGCGUUGAGGAAAUGAAGGUCAGUAUGCAUGGACGGCCUGUGCCGUGCCUGCUACCAGGCCCUUUGCAUCAUUUUUCACGUAUGCACAUAGUAGACGACACUAAUGGCUCAUGUGAGUUUAAUGAACUUCGGCUUAGGCCUAGGGAAAACCGUCGAGAUUUUCCCCAUGAGACGAACCAAACUUAGUAACUAAAAGUUAAUUAUGUAUACGAUCGGGAAAAGUUCGACGUCUGGCUCAGUUAAUUUCGUCUGAAUGAGUUUGGAUCGUUUAACAUGUUUUAUCCGUCUGAAGAUCGUUUCCGGGACAAACGUCGAUCUUCACAUGCAACGAACGAAACUAAUAAAUUUGAAAUUUGCUUCAUAAUGUAUGAUUUAGCCUCGUUCGGGAGAAAAUUUAUUACUGAUCUGAUUCACUGGCAGUUGAUUGGUUCGACGAUUCCUCAGGAUAUUUUUGCGAAGUUUUCGGCUCUUCCUCGUCGAGUUUCGCAUCAGCUGAUCACUUAAAAUGAUGAAAUGCCAGAACUUACCCUCGUAGUUUUGUGACAUUAAUUAGAUGUAUGAAAUUUGAAAAUGUUGUCCUUGAGAGUCCUUGAGAGUCCUUGAAAAGUCCUUGAAUUCUACGUUAAAAGAAGUGUACGAAGCUUGAAUUAAGCGGUCGCAUCCCAAAACGCGACCCGCCUUUCAAAUUUCAAGUCUAUGUGACCUAUAUUAACCGAUCGCAUUAGGCUAUUCGGGAUGAUCGUUUAAUAAAGGGGUGACUAUACGGUUGUUUUACCUAAUUUUAAGCCACCAGAAAAUUGCAUGAACACUGCGGUCAAAGUGUCUUUGACCAAUGGUGGGAAGGAAAGAAGUUUGACAGGGUUUUUCAGAAUGUUCAAGAGAAUUCAAUGCUUACAGAUUGCUGACACUCUAAGAGAGAAUGAGUGAACAUCAUUCUCCUAUCAGUUCGAGGCGGGCUAUUUUGUUCAUCAGCAAGUGUAACUUUUUAAAGUAAAUUAUUAUUCAUUCAAAAUGCUUCCCAAAUUCUGAUUGGCUAAAAGCACACGCAUAAUUUACCAUAACCAGUUACUGAUGACCAAAUUUGGAGGAAUUUUGUGUUUAACGAGGAAAUGACGUCAAAAAUGCAGCCUUCCACAGGUUAAUGCACCGUUAACCGAGAAGACCGGGGGUCGAGGUUGAGUUGUUUUCGUUGGAAAAACUAAAAUGGCGGACACUUCGCUCGUUUAAAAGAGUAAGAACUACAGCUGGAACUAGGCGAAAUAAUGGCUAAAAACAUAGCAAAAACAUCGAGAAGACAACUUGGGAGGCGACAUCUGCUAUUUGGAGAAUAUUUGCGAAGCUGGACAAACCUAAACGUAAACUAUCAAGAAAAACUUAACAUCGAUGCAGGUAAGCGUGUUUUAGCUAUGUUUUUAAACUAGGAAAUAUUUUGAAUGAAUAAUAAAACAAUUAUUGAAUUCGGCUUUCGUAUCAUAUGAAGAAUUAUUGAGAUCUCGGAGGGUGUUAUCCGCCUCGGCUUGCGGCCUCGACGAAUAACACCCUCCUCGAUCUCCAUAAUUCUCCAUAAGAUCCUCAGCCUCAUUCAUUAAUUGUUAAUUAAAGAACGACAACUUUAUCAGAAGAGAAGGAAGGAAAGCAUACGAAAAAGUGUAAGGAGCAACGUAUUUUAGAAUAAGCAGCUUUGCAAAUGACCUGUCCCUUAACUUGAAACAGCUGAUCUGCAUUUUUGUCCUUUACAGCUCCACUUGGUGACAUAUAACACAAAAUAUACGGAUUUUCAAACUGCCGUUGACAAGAAAGAUGGAUUAUCUGUUAUUGGUGUAUUCCUGGAGGUAGCGAUAACUGAAACGAUUGUUUACUUACUAAUUAAAUGGAAAAAGGAUUGAUUGUACCAUCUUUUGCAGAAUUCAGUAUGAAUCGGAGUGCGCAAUAAGAACAAACUAACGCCCAAGUGAAGCGUCUAACUCCACAUUUGGCCUACAGCAAAUUUUAAUGUUCUUGCUUAUUAGCAUUAGGUUCGGUGCAUGUGAAGAACAGCGUUUGAUCUGGGCCAUAGUAACCUAAUGAGCUUCUGAAUAUUCACUCUUGUUCUAUUCAUUUACUUUCAGUUAGUGAAGCAAUAAAAUUUCUAUAGAGUUUUACAAACUUUUGCUUUGUUUUUUUUUCUCUGUUGUCUUUUGAUGCAGGUUAAUCGAUCGGGUAGGCAUAAGGAGUUGAAAAAGCUAUCCAGAAAAAUGCACCAGAUACGAAAAGCUGGUAAGACUAAUCACAAAAUAAGAAUAUAACGAUAAAAAUAACGGCGGUAUUCAGAACUUGCCUUGAAUGUAGGUGGAAAAUAGAACAGGCCUUUAUCUUAAUCUUGCCAAAGUGAAUUCUGGGUAUUACUGCAAUAAUUUUAUGUGGUAAGAUUCUGAAAGUUUACCACCAACCACGCCUUUCUUUCAAAUCCCUGACCGGAGACCGGAGACCGGAGACCCACCAAAGCUAAGAUGAAACCGGGCUUAUCGAUGCAUCGAAGGUAGCAGGCUAAAAGAACUACGCAAGUUAUUAUACAGGGUUUUCUCUCAUCUUUUCCAAAAAAAUAUUCUUCUGACGACUUGAAGUUUUAGUAAUUUUAGCUUAAUUAGCUGCCUCAUAAAUACCGUCAAACCUCUUUUCAGGGGACACCCUCGGAACCAAGGCCAGUGUCCCCUCGCUAGUACCGGUCAGCGGUACUUCUGUAAAAGGCAUGACUCUCAUGCUCGCGGGGCUUUUUUCGGUUUUCUCUCUCGUGUUAAAACUCGUGUGUUACCUGGUUAUUAAAGCUUUGGUUGUGUUACGUAUCGUGUCAUCGAUCUACCGAUCCUUUCCCCUCUGGGGUGGUGGCAGCGCUCUCCAGUCUACGUCCAGAAAACCUAAAGGUCGAACACAAGGCACAGCCGCCGUUCCAAACGUUGGUAAGUCGAUUCUUCGAGCAUCUUGGUUGCCCAAGCACAAUCCACCCUUAAAAUAGAAACAAAGCAAGAGUUACCGAACCAGUGGAGCCUUUCAAAGUCUGAGACUGUCAACACCUUGGAAAAUUGAAGCCAAACUUGAUGUAUGCGCUGUCGCUUGACAGCAACUUUGCACCAUUUCUCGCGGACGGCGUUACUUGGGGCAAGAAAACUAAGGCCCAGCCCCUACGUGGCUUUGUAUGUACCGGAAGCCCAACGUCUAACGCCUAGCAAAGGGUUAAUUUCUUGGAGCUCAUGCUCGGACAUGUAGCGAAUUAUUGUCCCUUCAGAUCUAGGAGUACUCUGGCGAAGAAUUCAAAUUCUAUUCUGUCAGUUUGGAACACGAUACGUGAACAUUUUGACUUUCAAGUCACAGGUGCUCAUUUUUCGGAUUUUGCGAACUUACAGCUUCAGGCCGAGGAGCGCCUUGAGGAUCUCUUUAAGGGAUUGAUGGCCUUUGUUGAAGACACAUUACUCCGCGCUAAUAGACUGUCCCACCGUGGUGAAGUCGCUACUGAAGACGAGAAUUUCAUAGUCCUCACUUGGCUCAGGCGGAUCUACCCUGAUUUGCCCAGACAAAAACAAAACAAAAAAACAAAGAUAUGGAACUGAGCUACGAUCACGAACUCUGGCUUCAAUAAAAGCAGAAAUAUCUCAGGCUCUCACUUCUGUACUCGAGGAAAUUCGCGCCAUUCGGAUGAAUGCACCUAGCGUCAAAACCUCAACAGCCUCACAACUAUGCCCCAACCCAGACAUAAAAGACUCGUAUCCCUAACCUCCCAUCCGAACCACAAUUCCUUAAACGGAAUGAACACUUUUGCAAGGUGCACCCUGUUUUCACACCUGAAGCGAACAGCGACAACGCAGCUUUAGCCAAGCCCCCAACCAGGUCUUCCACCCCACAGGUUGCGGUAAAGCACUCCUCCACUGUACGUCUCGACCCCACCAAUCUACUUCCCGCGACAUCAAAACCAAGUUCUCUUCCCUCCUUGACGAGUACGACCCAAAUAACAGUGGUUACAACGGUGCAGCUGGUCCGUUCGAGGCUAAAGUGGACAUGGGGCCGGUGGAACCCCACAGCGCAAGGGUCUUCUCCCACAGUACGCCCGCAACCAGCUGCUGGAACUCCAGCACAAAUUUGAUGACCUCGAAGCCGUUGGUGUCUUUAGGCGCCGGGAAGACGUUAAUAUCAUAGUAGAGUACCUCAACCCGUCAUUCCUAGUUAAAUAGCCCAGUGGUGGUCAGUGCCCCGUUAAUGCCUUUGCUGAUGUUGGCCGCUAUAGCAAACCACAACCAUCUCUCAUGCCGGAAUUGGACUCCACCUUACGCCGCAUUUCCCAGUGGAAAACAUCAUUGCGACAGAUCUGACCAGCGCCCUCUACAAGAUCGCGUGAUUCAAUUAAAUAUUGCGAAGUGGUUAUACCCUUCCGAGCGCGGUCUGCCGUGGACAUGCCAGGUUCUGAAACGGCACUGGAAAGAACUUCCGUGCCGCGUUCUCGGUCACUUGCUGGAACAGGGCGUCAUUGCUAAGAUCGCUGAUGAACUUUAUUGCGAUGGACCGAUGGAGCCGUCCGUACGCCCGGCAUAGUUGCAACCCUGUACCUCUCCUGUGCUGGCAAGUUGCAUCUGGCAGGAUUCUCAAGUGCCAAAAACUGCAAGGUUCUCAGGCGAGGUAGCUACCGUGCGACAUAGAGACAUUAGCUAUCGCCGUCUCCACCAAACACUUCAGCCCGUACCUGAUUCAGUCACAUCACAGAGCUUGUGUCCUAACGGACAGUAAGCCCUGUUUGCGGUGUUACGAAAAACUGUGCCGCGGAGAGUUCUCAACCAGUCCCCGUGUCUCAACCUUCCUCUCAACAGUGAGCCGGUAUCAAGACUUUGUGCGACACAUUUCGGGGUCCGCUAUUCUCCCUGCUGACUUUGCCAGUCGAAAUGCCCCUCCCUGUGACGACGAUGCCUGGAGGUUUGCGCCUUCACGAAACUAACCCAGGACUCUGAUGUUGGAGCUCGUCCCUGCGGAACAUACUAACAUACAACAUACUAACAGAACGAGUGCGUUGUUUUACACCGUACUCGUGCACAUCUUCAACAAGGUUCAUGUCUAUCCAAAAAGCUCAACAAUUUAAAGGAUGUCAAGAGGUAUCUUAACGCUGCUACUAUCGCAAGAGACGGCCUACUUGUAGUCAAACGCGACGAGCCCCUCGUCCCCAGCCGUAAAUGCAUUAUUGUACCCCGACAGGUACUAGAUGGGUCGCUAACAGCUCUCGACAUCCAGCUAAACCAUCCAUACAGUAACCAACUCGAGGCAGUCUGUAUACGGUUACCUAUACGCCUUAUAUUUGGACAAAGCCAUCAACCGUGUAACUCAGGCUUGUUUCGACUGCGCCGCCUUACUUCAAACUCCAAAAGUCCGUGUAGAGUAGUCAUUCAGCCCCAACCUGCUGCCAUAGGCGUAUCUUUUUCCGCUGAUGUCUUCAUAUUAAGGCAGCUUGUGCUCGUACUCCAGGGAAAUGUGACGUCUUUCACCUCCACGAUCUUACUAGAAGACGAACGCCAGCAUACGUUAAGGGAUGCCCUUAUCCGCCUCUACCUCCAGCUACGCCUAUUGGACGGUUCACACGCAAUUAUACGCACUGAUCCCGCCCCAAGAUUCGAGGCCUUAGUUAACUAUGAACGUCUCCACCAUCCAAGAAUUUCUAUAGAGAUCGGUGAUGCCAAAAGCCUGAACAAGAACCCAGUCGCAGAGAGGGAAAAACGCGAACUUGAACAUGAACUGCUCCUGCAAGAGCCUCAAGGCGGUCCCGUGUCACUAGUCGUAACCACAUCUAACCUAAGUGCAUCCACACACGCGGUCUGUCUGCAAGAGAGAUGUAGACCCAACGAGACCAGUUCUCGAAUGAACAGCUCCCUCUUGACCGUGUGAACUUACAAACCUCAAACCAUCUGCCUUGACGAUGCAGACUCUUCCACUGACAAAACCCUGCCAAUACGUCCAGCGCCUCCAGUCCCACCAGUGAUACCGAGUGCGAUCUCGACUCCACGAACCCAGGAUUUACCCGGACUAGACAGCCCUCCUACCUGCCCGGAAGUGUAUUUCAAGUUGCAGCCACGCCCUGAUUCAAACGGAGCCCACCUCGAUAGUGAUAGCGACUCUGAUGCUGUUCCCCCACCCAGAAGGCCCACCCGUGAGCGCCGUCGCCCGGCACGUUACAAUGACUUUGUUACAAAUUUUAGGUAACCGGACAGUGGACCAUGUGUCUCAGCCUAUUAUUUCUUUUCACUUUGCUUUCCGUUAAGUUUGCUGUUUACAAAUUUUGUCAUUCCAAAGAAGAGACUAAACAAAAGUGGUCAAACCAGAACCGGUCAGCGGUACUUCUGUAAAAGGCAUGACUCUCACGCUUGCUGGGCUUUAGUUUUCCACAACCCACUUUAUCGACAGUCGAGUGGUAUCUACCAAUUUACUUUUCCUUUGGAAGUGUAAUUCUGAAUCGAUUGGCUGCGAUCAAAAUGUUCUGGAUUCGAGGGCCAUGAAAUCGAGGCAAAUUCAGUGAUAUACAUAUAUAUUUACAAUGAGGCUAGCUUCGGGCACAGACAACUCAGGCUGGUCACGCACGCUGCCUGAAUAGACUAUUUCCUAGUUACCCCGGGCCUCUCUAUCAAAACGAGGUUAAGAGCUCAACCUUUGAUAUGGAAAUGAUUUUUCAAUUAUGCAAAUAAAACUCAUUUACACAAGAAAGGUUGUGCACUUCACCUCAUUUUGAAAGUGAGAGUUUUUGGGACUCGGAAGUGGUCUAUUAGUCUGCUGGGAAGCCUGGUGGCUUCACAGCAAUUAUAUGGCCUUUUCAUUAUGGACCUGACCCUGCGAUCAAUUCAAACCUGGUCAGCAGAUAACUUUAAAAAACACGUCACCUCAAUGAGUUGUACAGUCAAAUGACACUGGUCAGCGGAUACCUUCUUUGACAGGUGUCAGUUGACCAUAACAUGGCUGUCCAUAAGGACGUCCACUAGCGAGUUAACACCGAUUGUGUAUGCCUUGGACACCUAGCUAAUAAUGCCCGGUUAUUGCAAGAGAACAGCCAGUCAGAGCGCACGUACUGUUGUGGUCAUAUAUUGUGUGUUAAAUUCCCAUAAGUGCAGUGCAUCAAUUUAAAUGAGGUAGUUCAUGUUGUGAAAGCGGUCGUCAUUGUCAUUAAUGUUCACUCAAACUCUCCCAAAGGAGAGGUUCCAUUGUACUUAUGCCGUACAUUUCUCAAUCUUUCUCACACAGAUGGGACGAAAAAGGUGAAACGACUAUUUCUUUACGAACUGAUUCCCGAGUUGUCAGAUUUAUCGAAGGCAUCUUUCUACUCCUACAAGGGAUCUCUGACCACACCUCCCUGCUACCAGUCUGUGAGGUGGAUCGUAUUGAAAACCCCUAUUGCCGCUACAAAAAGAGACGUAAGAAGCUUGUUUAGUUGUAAUAAAAUCCAUUUAUAUUACAACCAAUGGCUAUAGGCAAAAAUUUUACUUCGUAAAGGCGUAAUAUUAGUCAGCUGACUGCAUGAAACGGUUAUGAACUUAGUUCACCUAGAUCAGUUGGCACUUCCAAUUUCCCUGAUUCUAGAAUUACUAAAUACAAAUAAAAUUGAGCUGCGACUAAAAUACUCCAGAUACAAUCGUCUUUCUUUAUAUUCCACUUUUGUUUAAUACCUAACACACGUUACAUUACUUUCGUAGCAUCUCGUUACCGAAAUGAUUCGAUUUAGCGCCCCCCUUCCAAUAAGCGUCUCCUUUCGAAUAAGCGCCUCCCUUCGAAAGUGUUUUUGCAGAAACUCAUAAGGGGUUGAAACGUGUAACUCUCAUAUGUUUGCUUUGUCCGAUGCUCGUGAUUAUUCAUUUUCGAAAGUACCAUAUUUGGAAAGAGAAGAAAAGAUAACUGACCAAUCAAACUUCGUAAACAAUGUGACAUUAUUUUACUUUACGUUCCCGCGCCAGCUUACAAAAAAUGGCCAACAAACGGGGGAAAAACUCCCGAAAGCCGAGAAAGCUUUCAAAGGUUGAAACUUGGAAUCUUACCGAAAUACUGAGCAGGAUCCCUUGGCUUACAACCCGGGCCAAACGUAACAUUAUGAAACCCAAUGACGUCCUCGCGACUUUUUGAAAUUGUCACUUUCAAAAAACGAUGCCUCGUUGACCCUCUGUACAGUAAACUUAUACCGUUAAUGGGAAAAGUCCAGAAUAAACAGUAAAAAUAUUUUCGAAUGAAAUUCAUUAGCUGCGUAUCGAAAAGUGUCCAAAACCUGAACCUGACAUCUUCGCAAAACGUGAUGCGCGUAAUGAAUGUGAGAAGCAUCAAGCUUAAAUUCACCUUGGAUGCUGUAGUCACAAUCGUGUUUUCAACUAAUUUUAUGAAUGAACAAACUCAAAACAAUAGGCAGAGAAGCCGUUUCUUUUUUAUGAAAAGCUUCCUAUACUCCACAAAAAGAAAGCUGAGCAUUCUUUUGAACUCUCUCUUUCCAUUUUUUGUCUUUAACGGUGUAUUUUUAACCUUGAAAUACAGAACUCUUGUCUUAAAAACAUCUGCAUAGUGAUCGCGCUGCAGCCAUUUUGUUGAAAAUGGAUAUCCAUCACUAAGGUUUCCAAAUAUGGUAAAAGUGAAAGUGAAUAUUCCGAUCAUUGAACGCGAGUUACACGUUUCAACCCCUUAUGAGUUUCUGGUUUUUGUUAAUAAGCGCCCCUAUUCCAUUAAGUGUCCCAUGCUAGUAAGUGCCAUUCUAGAAAUUUAUUGGAACAAGCAGCCGAUUUUGGCACGAGGUAAAAGUCGUGUGUUGCCUACCGACCUCCUUUUUACACUAUCAACGAACUGAACGUGGAACCAGAAAUGGUAUUGACGUAAGUAACACUGUCAAAGCUAUCGGCGUAGAAAUAGAUUAAAAUUCUCCCACGUUAACUGAACAUUCAUCGUAUAUUUGUUACUGUUACAGUUUCUGUCAUUGUUUUUUUAAAAAUAAAUGUUAAUAUUUUGUUUUGAACAUUCGCUUUUUUCUCAAAAAAGAAAUAAGCGCCUUCCCUUGAGGUACCAAAAGUAAAUAAGCGCCCCGGGUGCUAAAUCGAAUCAUUACGUUACCUUACAUUACAAUUGCAACUUUUAAAACUAAUAUUUCCUUGAAUGUGUUAUAUGCAUGAAGAAAUACAUUUAAAGGAAAAAUUAAAAGAAAAACAAUUCGAAGAAAAAUUAUGUUCAGAUUACACACAUUGCUGCUGUAUAACGAUAUCAAAAUACAUUUAUGGUAAUAAAACUGAUACAGGAAGCGAGGGCCUGCUUUACACGGAGGUAGGGGACCCCAGAUGUGGUGGGUCACGCCACCUAUCACGUAAACGUGACAAAAGUAAAAUGAGAGAUUCAAUGGACAGGCGGGUUACCCCACCUAGCUGGGGUCUUCCACCUCCUUGUAAACAGGCCCUAAGUCUUUACUGAUAAAUUUAUACGUUUUCUUCUAGUUGAAAUUAAUGAGGCGUCUCCUUGAUCACGAAGAACACUCAUUUUGCAACAACUUUCGUCCCACCCAACCACUAAACGGUCGUGCUGUAUCUGAAACCUGA